UGAAAAUCGGAAGGGUCAAAAGGGAGAAGAAGCCAAUUUAAGGAAGUGAAGACGGUAUCGGAGCUUUGAUCUUGUUCCUACUCAAAAGGAAAUUCAGAUAAACAGAUGGAACAGUCACUGAGCUCUCUUGCAUACAAGGGUUCUAUACCUGAAGCAAUCACUGAAGCAAAGAAGCAGAGGAAACUUUUUGUCGUUUACAUUUCAGGUCAAGAUUCUGAGUCUAGUAGUUUGGAACAUACCACAUGGACUGAUGUAAAGGUUGGAGACUCUGUAUCAAAGUACUGCAUCUUAUUGCAUCUGCUUGAAGAAAGCACUGAUGCUACCAACUUUUCUGCAAUAUACCCACAGAAAUCAGUACCAUGUAUAACAGCUAUUGGAUUCAAUGGUGUACAACUUUGGCAAAAUGAGGGUUUUGUCAGUGCUGACGUUCUGGCUUCCAGUUUAGAGAAGGUGUGGUUGAGUCUACAGAUCCAGGAGACAACUGCAACUGUUCUGAGUGCAGCUCUUGCUUCAAAGAAAUCUGAACCAUCUGCUUCCGGGAUUCCUACUCCGGCCUCAACUGGUGGAAGUUCCUUGAGUGCAGCUUCUCUCUCUGAUCAAGGGAGUUCUUCAAGUACGGUUGUUACAUUGCCUUUAAUAGCGGAAAAUGGUCAAUUACAAGGGGCUGUGGAGGUCGCCCCUAACAUGAUAAAAAAAAGUGAAGUUCGUGAAUGCGAAUUUGAGGGUAAAAGCAAGGAUAUAAGUGACAUGACAUCAUCAAAACCAGUUUAUGCUAAUGAGGAAGUUGGGGAAAAACAGUCCAGCAGCUCUUCCACUGAAGCUGGCCAAGAAUCGGAGGAUGUUGACAUAAAUGAGAGCAAGAAUGGAGGUGAUCAUAUUUCUUCCAUUACUGACGGUAUAAGCUCCAGAGGGAUGACAGUUGAUCAAUCCAUCUUGAUAGGAGGUUCACAAGCAUCUGGUGUUGUAGAAACUGAAACUUUGAAGGUAGGGACCAGUGAAGCUGAAGAUGAAGAGACGUUAGCAUUAGAGCAUUGCACAAAGGUAACUAAAUCAAGUGAUUCUCAAUACCCUAGAGAAAUCAAUGUUAAACAAUCUGGUGUCAUGGGAGGAGCUUCAGAAGCAUCUAGUAUUGAAGAAAAUGAAGCUGCGCAAGCUGUCAAGGGUGAAGCUGAAGACAUUAAGAAGGUAAUUAAAUCAAGUGACACUUAUUUGAAUAUCCGAUUACCCGAUGGUACCAGUUUGCAAGAAAUGUUUUCUGUGACAAGCACUUUGAGAAUUGUCAAGGAGUAUGUUGAUCAACACCAAGGAAGUGGUAUUGGUAGUUUUGACCUUGCCAUCCCUUAUCCUCGCAAGGUAUUCACUGAGCAAGAUCUAGGUAAAUCAUUAUCUGAGUUGGACCUGUAUGGUAGACAAGCAUUGAUAGUGGUUCCGCAUCAGCAAGGGACUGGUUACCUCAGAGGGAGAUCUUCACUCGCAGACCAAGCAGUUUCAAGAAAUGCUGUCAAUACCCCAGAUGGAAGCAACGGGAGCUACUUUUCUUAUGUGAAGAGAGUAUUGUCUUUCAUAAAUCCCCUUUCUUAUCUAGGUGGCAGUGCUAGCCCAUCAAGUUCAGGAGAGCAACCCCAAAAUGACAUGCGGCAAUAUAGCCCAAAUCCUACACUAGGAAAUAACUCAACCCAAAGCACGUCUGAAAGUGGUAGAACCGAAGGGACUCGCAAACGGCCACCAGCAUCUCGUUUUGGGAGUAACAUUCACACACUGAAGCAUGAUGAAGAUGAUGAACGAUUCAGUGAUAGAAACAAGUUCUGGAAUGGUAAUUCUACACAGUAUGGUGGCAAUGACGACAGCAAAUAAUAUUGCAUUCUUGUUUGUUAUACAAUACUUAUGUCUAGUCACUAGUCGACUUGUAAUUAAUUUGACAUGGAUUCCAAACUUUCAAGUUCUGGCUGUGAAUGAGUCAAAUUACUUACUCCAUGCCAUGAGUUGAAUAGUGUACUGAUUUAAGAUAAACGUCUCGUGGAGCUGUAGUAAAUAUUCUUGGUGAAAUAGUAGUAGAUAAUAGCGGAAAGUUCUGAUGGCAUUAACACUUUUCUUUUCCAUAUUGUAAUAUCGAAUUCUUUUCUAUUCGCACAGAACGGGUUGCAAAAAUAAAUUCUUCCCAGGACAUUUUCUGAAUGUCUCUUCCUAAUCUCCA
Molecule: messenger RNA, 2194 nt
Organism: Argentina anserina (silverweed cinquefoil)
Lineage: Eukaryota; Viridiplantae; Streptophyta; Magnoliopsida; Rosales; Rosaceae
Product: plant UBX domain-containing protein 11
Exons: 10
Coding region: 106-1854 (582 amino acids)
Molecular function (GO): protein binding
Source: RefSeq, a predicted model, not a curated record